UUAUUUUUCUUUUAUGAUUUGUCUGACACUACAGAUGACGAUGCAGAGGUACUUGUGAUCAACCUUUCAAAGACAUACCAGAGUGUGCUUGGGUUCGGAGGUGCGUUUACUGACUCUGUUGGAAUAAAUUUGAACUCUCUACCAAAAAACAUGCGAGAGGAUAUCCUGAUGUCCUACUACUCCAAAGAAGGAAUCGAAUACAACAUCGGCAGAAUCCCGCUGGCUAGCACUGACUUCUCUGUACGCAAGUACACGUACGACGACUCUCCAUACGACUUCGAGUUGAACAACUUUACCCUUGCCCCGGAAGACUUCAACCUCAAGAUCCCCUACAUUAAAAAGGCCAUGGCUGUCUCAAGUGACUUCGUUUGGUUCUUCGGAAGUUCCUGGAGUAGUCCGGCCUGGAUGAAAACCAAUGAGAAACUGGAGGGUCUAGGUUUUCUCAGGGGCGAACCGGGUGGGCCUUACUACAAGACAUGGGCAAAUUAUCACGUCAGGUUCGUGCAGGAGUAUGAGAACCAGGGAGUUCCCAUCUGGGGUCUGACGACACAGAACGAGCCAACGUCGGGAUUUCUCCCGUUCUAUCCCUGGCAGACACUCGGCUUCACGCCGUGGAAUCAGAGAGAUUUUGUCAAUAGCGAUCUUGGGCCGGCUCUGGAAGAGGCCGGCUACGGAGCGGGUAAAGUCAAGGUCAUAAUCUUCGACGACAAUCGCCUCUUUCUUCCGUUCUGGGCAAACGUGGUCCUAAGCGAUGAUGAGGCAGCAAGGUACGUGCACGGAGUUGCUGUCCACUGGUACAUGGACAAAUUGAUCGGCCCGUCUGUACUGGACGAAGUGCAAGAGACUUACCCGGAUAAGUUCAUCCUGGCCACUGAAGCCUGCACCGGAUACAAGAUUACGACCGUGAAUAAAGUCAAGCUUGGCAGCUGGGAUCGCGCCGAGCAGUACGCCAGCGACAUACUCGAGGACCUCAAUCACGGCGUGGGUGGUUGGACAGACUGGAACCUCAUUUUAAACACGGAAGGCGGACCCACUUGGGUCGGAAACUAUGUCGACGCGCCCAUUAUUGUGAACGCCACUGCUGAAGAGUUCUACAAGCAGCCAAUGUAUUAUGCUAUGGGUCACUUCAGCAAAUUCAUUCCGAGAGGCAGCAUCAGGGUUGAUUCAAGUCUGGAGCAAAAUGACAUCCUAGGCUUCUUUGGGAAGGAGCUGGAGCACACAGCCUUCUUGAGACCGGAUUCAGCAGUCGCUGUGAUUGUCCUAAACAAAGGCAACAGCGAAACCACGUUGCACAUUAAAGACGUGGUUAACGGUGUCAGCUUUCAGAAGGUCAUCAAGAAACGCUCCAUAACAACGCUCAUCUGGAAACCUUAGAGCUUUCUCCUGGUAUUAGACAAUCGUGCAGCAUCACUGGCAUGGCAUUCCGUUCAA
Molecule: messenger RNA, 1431 nt
Organism: Dermacentor andersoni
Lineage: Eukaryota; Metazoa; Arthropoda; Arachnida; Ixodida; Ixodidae
Product: lysosomal acid glucosylceramidase-like
Biological process (GO): glucosylceramide catabolic process
Molecular function (GO): glucosylceramidase activity
Source: RefSeq, a predicted model, not a curated record